GCAGGUGGGGUGUGGCAGAACAGAUCACCCACCAUGACGACCUUGCUGGAGAUCAAGAGCAGUGUGCUCAGGCAAGUGCAGGUGCGCCCGUCCUUCCGCCGGAGGACCGAGGGAGAGCCUGGGAGCACCAGCACUGACCCACAGGAGCCCACCGCGGGGGCUUGGAAACCUGGGGAUGGUGUGGAGUUCUUCGCGCAGAUGCGCCUUAUUCUGAAGAAGGGGGAAGGCAGACAGAGCCUGCCGUGCCCCGAGGUCCUCUUGUGCAGUGGUUCACCAGCCCCUGCUGAGCCUGUGGACCCCAACCGUGGCCUGAGAGCCCUAACCCAGGAGGAGGUGGAGAUGCUCUAUGAGGAAGCCCUGUACACAGUCCUUUACCGUGCAGGGACCAUGGGCCCUGACCAGGUGGAUGACCAGGAGACCCUACUGGGCUACCUGCAGCAGGUGUUUGGUACCAGCCCCGAGGAGCACGCCGAGGCCAUUGAGCGUGUGAAGAAGGCCAAGGCCCCCACGUAUGCCCUGAAAGUCUCUGUCAUGCGUGCCAAGAACCUGCUGGCCAAAGACCCCAAUGGCUUCAGUGACCCAUACUGCAUGCUGGGCAUCCUGCCGGCCUCGGGCGCCCUGCAGGAGCCGGGCCCGCACAAGGAGCAGCGUUUCAGCUUCCGCAAAGGCAGCAAGCGUGGAGGCCCACUGCCGGCCAAGUGCAUCCAGGUCACCGAGGUCAAGAGCAGCACCCUGAACCCUGUCUGGAAGGAGAACUUCCUCUUUGAGAUUGAGGAUGUCAGCACGGACCAGCUGCACCUAGACAUCUGGGACCAUGAUGAUGAUGUGUCUCUGGUGGAAGCGUGUAGGAAGCUGAAUGAAGUCAUCGGCCUGAAGGGCAUGAGCAGGUAUUUCAAACAGAUUGUCAAGUCGGCCCGUGCGAAUGGGACAGCAGGGCCCACGGAGGACCACACAGAUGACUUCCUGGGGUGCCUCAACAUACCCAUCCGGGAGGUGCCCGUGGCCGGUGAAGACCGCUGGUUCAAGCUGGAACCGCGUUCCAGUGCCUCCCGCGUGCAGGGAGACUGCCAGCUGGUCCUCAAGCUAAUCACCACACAGAGGGACACGGGCAUGAGCCAGCGCGGGCGGUCGGGCUUCCUGUCCUACAUGCUGCUGCUCAGCCGUUUGCUGCAGUUCGAGCACCGAUCGCAGGAGCCCAACUCGAGCGGCUGGCGCGGAGAGCUCAGCGGGCCCGCGGCUACCGUGCUCUGCCUGCACGGCGCGCAGAGCAACCUGUCUGCGCUGCAGCUGGCGGUGCUGCACUGGCAGGUCAGCAGCCGCCACCAUCAGACCUGCACUCUGGACUAUGGCUACCUGCUGGGGCUGCUGGAGGACAUGCAGGCCCACUGGGAGGAGGCAUCCUCCCUGCCCCAAGAGCAGGAGGAGAGCCUGGCUGACAGCUUCUGUGCCUUCUUGGAGUUUGGGCUGCAGCUGCUACGGCAGCUCCGAGACUACUUCCCAGCCACCAGCAGCACAGCCGUCCACCGCCUGGAGCUGCUGCUGAAGUGUCUCAGCAAGAUGCAGCUCUUCCAGCCGUCCUUCGAGAUCUGCCCCUUCGAGACAGAGCUGAACAUGGACAUCGCAGCGGCUCUGAAGAGAGGCAACCGUGAGUGGUACGACAGGCUCCUGAACACCAGGAGUCCUCGAGAGCAGCCGGGGCCGCUGCGCCUCGCCGGGCUGGUGGAGCUGGCUGACGCCGUCUACGAGGACCUGCAGUCCUGCUAUGGCAUCUACGCUAGCCUCUUCCACAGCAUCGUCGAGAUCGACUUCUUCACCCUCACUUUCCGGCAGCUGGAACGUCUGGUGGCCGAGGAGGCAUGGGUGCUGACGGAGGAGCUGAGCCCCAAGAUGACCCUUGAGGUGGCCUCGGGGCUCUUCGAGCUGUACCUGACCCUGGCCGACAUCCAGAGCUUCUGGAGCAGCAUCCCCGGACGUGAGAGCCGCUCCCUUGCUCUGGCCGGCAUCCAUGCCCCCUUCCUGCCCGCCGUGAAGCUCUGGCUGCAGGUGCUGCGGGACCAGGCCAGGUGGAGACUUCAGGGAGCCGUGGAUGUGGACACACUGGAGCCCAUGGAUGCCUCCUGCAAGCACAGCAGCUCCGCGGCCACUGCUAGUCUCUGCUUCAGUCUCAUCCAGGAGCUGUGGGCCCGCCUGGCGUGGCCAGACCCUGCCCAGGCCCAGGCGCUGGGCACCCAGCUCAGCCAGGACCUGUGCGAGGCCACCCUCUUCUACACUGAGCUGUUGCGAAAGAAGGUGGACGCUCAGCCCGGGGCUACAGGCGAGGCAGUGAGCGAGCCACUCUGUGUGGUCCUCAACAACGUGGAGCUCCUCCGCAAGGCUGCUGGGCAGGCGCUGCGGGGUCUGGCGUGGCCGGAGGCGACCUCAGCGCUGGAGGGGGCACUCCCGCGGCCUCUGCUCAGCUGUGCGCAGGCCCUGGACGAAGACCUGCAGCAGGAGGUCCACACCGUGACGGCGCACCUGACCUCCAAGAUGGUGGCCGACAUCAGGAAGUACGUACAGCACAUCAGCCUGUCGCCAGACUCCAUCCAGAACGACGAAGCCGUGGCCCCGCUCAUGAAGUACCUGGAUGAGAAGCUGGCCCUGCUGAAUGCAUCGCUGGUUAAGGAGAACCUGAGCAGGGUGCUGGAGGCCCUCUGGGAGCUGCUCCUGCAGGCCAUCCUGCAGGCCCUCAGUGCAAACCUCGAUGUCUCCGCGGAUUUCUACGGCCGCUUCCACUUCACGCUGGAGGCCCUGGUCAACUUUUUCCACGCGGAGGGUCAGGGUCUGCCCCUGGAGAGCCUGAGGGACGGAAGCUACAAGAGACUGGAGGAGGAGCUGCGUCUGCACCAGUGCUCCACCCGCGAGUGCAUCGAGCAGUACUACCUGGACAAGCUCAAGCAGAGGUGCCUGGAGCAGAACCGGUUCGGUCGCCUGAGCGUCCGCUGCCACUAUGAGGCCGCUCAGCAGAGGUUGGCCGUGGAGGUGCUGCAUGCUGCGGACCUGCCCCCACUGGACGCCAACGGCCUGAGCGACCCCUUCGUGAUCGUGGAGCUGGGUCCGCCACACCUCUUCCCGCUGGUCCGCAGCCAGAGGACGCAGGUCAAGAGCCGGACGCUGCACCCCGUGUACGACGAGCUCUUCUACUUCUCCGUGUCGGCAGAGGCGUGCCGCCGCCGCAGCGCCUGCGUGCUCUUCACGGUCAUGGACCACGACUGGCUGUCCACCAACGACUUCGCGGGGGAGGCGGCCCUCGGCCUGGGCAGCAUCGGUGGCAUAGCGCGGCCCCAGGUGGGAGGGAGCGCGAGGGCCAGGCAGCCCGUGACCCUGCACCUGCGCCGGCCCAGAGCCCAGGUGAAGUCAGCGCUGAGGAUGCUGGAAGGCCGCACCAACAAGGAGGCGCAGGAGUUUGUCAAGAGACUCAAGGAGCUGGAGAAGUGCAUGGAGGCGGACCCCUGA
This is a messenger RNA of Neomonachus schauinslandi (Hawaiian monk seal), 3492 nucleotides long. RefSeq names its product BAI1 associated protein 3 (gene BAIAP3). Lineage: Eukaryota; Metazoa; Chordata; Mammalia; Carnivora; Phocidae. The transcript has 34 exons. The record is from RefSeq and is a predicted model, not a curated record. The coding region runs from base 34 to 3492 and encodes 1152 amino acids.